This is a messenger RNA of Jaculus jaculus (lesser Egyptian jerboa), 3873 nucleotides long. RefSeq names its product N-ethylmaleimide sensitive factor, vesicle fusing ATPase (gene Nsf). Gene Ontology annotation, cellular component: Golgi stack. Bases 50 to 2284 code for a protein of 744 amino acids. The transcript has 21 exons. Gene Ontology annotation, biological process: intra-Golgi vesicle-mediated transport; Golgi to plasma membrane protein transport; SNARE complex disassembly. The record is from RefSeq and is a predicted model, not a curated record. Gene Ontology annotation, molecular function: ATP hydrolysis activity; ATP binding. Lineage: Eukaryota; Metazoa; Chordata; Mammalia; Rodentia; Dipodidae.
GCUCUGCCGAGCGCCGAGCCGCAGUCGCCAGCCGGACGCGUCGGCGAAGAUGGCGGGCCGGAGUAUGCAAGCAGCAAGAUGCCCUACAGAUGAAUUAUCUUUAACUAAUUGUGCGGUUGUGAAUGAAAAGGAUUUCCAGUCUGGCCAGCAUGUGGUUGUGAGGACUUCCCCCAAUCAUAGGUACACAUUUACCCUGAGGACUCACCCAUCAGUGGUUCCUGGGAGCAUUGCCUUCAGUUUACCUCAGCGAAAGUGGGCUGGACUUUCUAUUGGGCAAGAAAUAGAAGUCUCCUUAUACACAUUUGACAAAGCCAAACAGUGUAUUGGCACGAUGACCAUCGAGAUUGAUUUCCUACAGAAAAAAAAUAUCGACUCCAACCCUUACGACACUGACAAGAUGGCAGCAGAGUUUAUCCAGCAGUUCAACAACCAGGCCUUCUCGGUGGGACAGCAGCUUGUAUUUAGCUUCAAUGAUAAGCUUUUUGGUUUACUGGUGAAGGAUAUUGAAGCUAUGGAUCCUAGCAUCCUGAAGGGAGAGCCUGCUUCAGGUAAAAGACAGAAGAUUGAAGUAGGGCUGGUUAUUGGAAACAGUCAAGUUGCAUUUGAAAAGGCAGAAAAUUCAUCACUCAAUCUUAUUGGCAAAGCCAAAACUAAGGAAAAUCGUCAAUCUAUCAUCAAUCCUGACUGGAACUUUGAAAAAAUGGGAAUAGGAGGUCUGGAUAAAGAAUUUUCAGAUAUUUUUCGACGAGCAUUUGCUUCUCGAGUAUUUCCUCCGGAGAUUGUAGAGCAGAUGGGUUGUAAGCAUGUUAAAGGCAUCCUGUUAUAUGGACCCCCAGGCUGUGGUAAGACUCUGUUGGCCCGGCAGAUUGGCAAGAUGUUAAAUGCCAGGGAGCCCAAAGUGGUCAAUGGGCCAGAAAUCCUUAACAAGUAUGUGGGAGAAUCGGAGGCUAACAUCCGUAAACUUUUUGCUGAUGCCGAAGAGGAGCAAAGGAGGCUUGGUGCUAACAGUGGCUUACACAUCAUCAUCUUUGAUGAAAUCGAUGCCAUCUGCAAGCAGAGGGGCAGCAUGGCCGGAAGCACGGGCGUCCAUGACACUGUGGUCAACCAGCUGCUGUCCAAAAUUGAUGGCGUCGAGCAGCUGAACAACAUCCUCGUCAUCGGAAUGACCAACAGACCAGAUUUGAUAGAUGAGGCUCUCCUUCGACCUGGAAGACUGGAAGUUAAGAUGGAGAUAGGCCUGCCUGAUGAGAAGGGUCGGUUGCAGAUCCUUCACAUCCACACAGCGAGGAUGAGAGGCCAUCAGUUGCUGUCCGCCGACGUGGAUAUUAAAGAGCUGGCUGUGGAGACCAAGAAUUUCAGUGGGGCUGAGCUGGAGGGCCUGGUGCGAGCAGCGCAGUCCACCGCAAUGAACAGACACAUCAAGGCCAGCACUAAAGUGGAAGUAGAUAUGGAGAAAGCAGAGAGCCUACAGGUGACAAGAGGAGACUUCCUUGCUUCUUUGGAGAAUGAUAUCAAGCCAGCAUUUGGUACAAACCAAGAAGAUUAUGCAAGUUACAUUAUGAACGGAAUCAUUAAAUGGGGUGACCCAGUUACCCACGUUCUGGAUGAUGGAGAGCUGCUGGUCCAGCAGACUAAAAACAGUGACCGCACACCACUGGUUAGCGUCCUUUUAGAAGGCCCUCCUCACAGUGGGAAGACUGCCCUGGCUGCUAAGAUUGCAGAGGAAUCCAACUUCCCCUUCAUCAAGAUCUGCUCUCCCGAUAAGAUGAUUGGCUUUUCUGAGACAGCCAAGUGUCAGGCCAUGAAGAAGAUCUUCGACGACGCGUACAAGUCCCAGCUCAGUUGUGUGGUUGUGGACGACAUUGAGAGGCUGCUCGAUUAUGUCCCCAUUGGCCCCAGAUUUUCGAAUUUGGUGUUGCAGGCUCUCCUCGUGUUACUGAAAAAGGCACCUCCUCAGGGCCGAAAGCUUCUUAUCAUUGGGACGACCAGCCGAAAAGAUGUCCUCCAGGAAAUGGAGAUGCUUAAUGCUUUCAGCACCACCAUCCAUGUGCCCAACAUUGCUACAGGAGAGCAACUGAUGGAAGCUUUGGAGCUUUUGGGCAACUUCAAGGAUAAGGAGCGCACCACAAUUGCACAGCAAGUCAAAGGGAAGAAAGUCUGGAUAGGAAUCAAGAAGCUGCUGAUGUUGAUCGAGAUGUCCUUGCAGAUGGAUCCAGAAUAUCGUGUGAGGAAAUUUUUGGCCCUCUUAAGAGAAGAAGGAACUAGUCCCCUAGACUUCGAUUGAAAAUGGACCGUUCACAACAAUAGGCAGUGACCAAGGGGGGACCAAGGGAAGAGGCCUGCGGUCUUCGCUCCUCGUGCUCAGGAUACCGGCCCACGUGCAGUGCCCUCCACCUCCACCAUGCUCGCUGUGCAUGAUAGUGCAGUAAACCCCCGGGUGCUUCUUGAGACGCCUUCAUGUGUUUGUGGAAAGUGUAACCUUGCUGUAGAAUGCUUUGCUUACCAUUCCAUGCAAGCCAAGCUGAUUCCUUCUUAUUCAGGCAACACGGGGAGACAGGCUGCACCUGCGCACACUGCAUAUGCUGAGCUCCCUACCACCCUCACCCCCAGAAAACUGCCAGUCAGUGGGGUGAAUGCUGUAAGAUAACACUUGGCUGAUUAUAAGGUAGACUUUGUACAUGCAAAUCAACAGCAAAAAGGGGUAAAUUCUAAAGAAUCUUCUUAGAGCUUGUUUGUGCUAAUACUGAAUUGGGUUUUUGGUUAAAAGGUUCUCUCACAGAGCGAGUUAUUAUCUUUGUGUGAAGAAAUAGAGCUUUAAAUAUCUAAAAUGCUAUCCUCAAUCAUUUUCACAGAUGUUUCCAAGUUGCAAUCAGGAGAUCUUUCCCGACAGAAAGUGAAAUCAGUACUUUGGUGGCUGUUGAUAAGCCUGAAUGUAAUUAAUUUGCUCUGUGGUAAGAUAUAUGCUAAUCAUCACCACUUGGUAGAUGUUGUUAAAAACUUGUGAGAGAUCUAUAUAUAUGGAAAUAUGUAUAUCCCAAAACAGAGAGAAAUAUUAAAAUAAUUUACAAGCUUCUCAGCACUAAUUAGUGUCCAACUCUAAGUGGGUCAAUUCCUUAGGAUAAUAUUAAAGGCUUCUUAGAAUCAACCACUUUUCUUUUUUUCCUUAGCCUAAUGACUUAUUCAGAAUUACCCUUCUUGUAUUUCAAAUGAUCUAUAAUAUCUAUCAUACAAAUAAAACACUAUUAUCUGGAAAAAUUAGCCACCUCUUAGUCAUCUCCCUCAGUCCUUGAACUUCCAUUCCAAUGCAUUGAACACACUUCUUCCGAAGAGGGAAACUUGUCGGGUCCUUUUGAGGGUGGUUUGUCUCGUCGCUGACUUAGACAUUUAAUAGGUCCUCACGCGGCCGUGAGCGUAUGGAGCAUGCCCUCUCCCUGCUGCUGCUUGGGCUGUGAUGACAGUGGUCAGAAGCCACUCUAAGGUGCUGGUGCCGCCCACAACCAGGGGGCUUGUUGCCACAGUGGCAGUGGGAUGGGGCUCUGGUUACUGUCCCCACAGUAGAAGGCAAAUCAUCUCCAAAUCUUGCUGUCUAUAUACCUUUGUUUUGGGUUUUUACACCCCUGGCUUAUUUUGUGGCUUGAAGAGUGGAUGGUGUUGUGAAACCGCGGUUCCUGGUGGCCAGUGCUGUGAGUCCCUGUCUGUCUAGGGUCUGGCCUCUUUCCUCCUCCCAUGAAGCAACACACAUUGUAUUAACUUAUGUCUCUUGUUCAGUGAGGUUAAUGUCUUUGUGUUUUGUCCAAAACUAUAUUGAAAAAGAUAAAUAUUAUAUUGUGUAAUGCAAAUUGAAGGAAUGCAAUAAAGAGUAAAUAUACUUGA